CACACUUGCAUAGUUGCAUUAUAUGCAAGCAGGCAUGCACCACGCACCAGGGCAGCGUGCAAGCAAUUACCAGCAGACACAUCACACAGAAGCUAGAGCACAUCACGGGCGGGCGCCGGCGAUGUCGUCGUCAACACCGAGAGAGCGAGGCGGCGGGAGGCAGUUCCCGGUGGGGCGGCGCCGGUACGCCCCGGUGGCCGACGCGGGGUGCGGCGGGUGCCGCCCGACGACGUCGAGGCUGCUCCGCCUGCCGUCCUUCCUCAAGCCCUGCAGCCAGCUGUUGGGUGGGGGUGGUAAUAGCAAAGCUGCCGCGACGACGACGACAAGGAGGAGGAGUGGUGGCGGCGCCGCCGCCGUCGGUGAGCAUUACUCCUGCGCCUCCACCUCUACCACGGCUUCCUUCUCCUCGUACUCCUCCUCGUCGUCGGCCGCCACGCGCAGCACGGGCGGCUACGCGGCGUCGUCGGCGGCCUACUCCUCCUCCGACUGCUGCUACUACUACCACUGCCACCCGUCGCGCGUCGUCGUGUACGGAGCUGGACCCACCGCCCCCAUGCAACAGUACCAAGACCCAGCGUCGUCGUCGCUCCACAAGCAGCAGCAGCAGGAGCAGGCGUCACCAGCUCGCGCGGCGCCGUCGGCAGUCGGCCAUAAUAAUAAGAAGAAGAAGAUGAGGAGGAGGGCGGCGGAGGACGGCGUGGGCGUGGGCGUGGCGGUGGAGAAGGAGUCGUCGGACCCGCGCGCGGACUUCCGCGACAGCAUGGUGCAGAUGGUGCUGGAGACGGGGCUGUGCGACUGGGACGGCCUCCGCGGCAUGCUCCGCCGCCUGCUCGCCCUCAACGCGCCGCGCCACCACGCCGCCAUCCUCACCGCCUUCGCCGAGGUCUGCGCGCAGCUCGCCGCCGCUCCUCCUCCUCCUGCGCCGUCGUGCCAGUACCGGCGCUGCUGAUGGCACAUGGCAGCGUCCACCCACCACCCUACCCCGCUCGUGCCGUCUGCUAGCUGUAACGGACGGACGGACCUGAUGGCGACAACAGGGCUAUGCGCUUACAAAGUGCAGAUUUUUAACUGUGGUUAUUAGUCAGGAGAUUAAGCUAAAUCAAGGACAGAUAAUAAAGUGGCGUGGCAGCAGCGUUAUUAGGCUACCACCAUGCAUGCAUGUUCUUGAGAUCCCAGGUAGUAGUAGUUGCCCCGAUCUUUUGGUUUGUUAUUUUCAGUCGAUCUCGCAGUUAGAAUUGUGUGUGUGAGGUUGUGCAGUGCAGUGCAGUGCACUUGUGCUUGCUUGUGCUGUGUGUAUACUAUGGGACGACAUGGCCUUUCCAAAAGCAUGAAGAGGCCACCCAUGUGUAUCAUCCAUAAUCUGUACACGUAUGCAUGUUGUGACUUGUUGAAUUGUACGUACGCUUGUGUUUAUGU
Messenger RNA from Zea mays, 1416 nucleotides. RefSeq lists its product as uncharacterized. The record is from RefSeq and is marked provisional. Gene Ontology annotation, biological process: negative regulation of DNA-templated transcription. Bases 23 to 949 code for a protein of 308 amino acids. The transcript has a single exon. NCBI's taxonomy places the organism in Eukaryota, Viridiplantae, Streptophyta, Magnoliopsida, Poales, Poaceae.